AUGUACGAAUCACGGACUUUGAGCUUCUCGGCGGUUCUGAUACGGUGGUGUAUUUUCGCGCUCGUCGGCCUCGAAUGGCAGGUGCAUUCGCAAGUGCUCCCGCAAACUUCCGAGGUUGACAGCUCUUACAACUUCUACUACGAACAACCUUGCUGCACUGGACCCGUGACUAAAAGCAAAUAUCACGUGCGGCAUAAGCGAGCACACCCGUGCACCGUAUUCAAGGGCAACACGCGAGACGGAUACAUAGCGAAUGCUACACGAAGAAAAGAGAGGCGAAAACGGCAUUGUUUCAUGCUUCCCGUAGCAAUGAAAGGAGAAUAUAAUACAGUUCCAAGU
This is a messenger RNA of Iphiclides podalirius (scarce swallowtail), 339 nucleotides long. The record is from the annotation of a GenBank genome assembly. NCBI's taxonomy places the organism in Eukaryota, Metazoa, Arthropoda, Insecta, Lepidoptera, Papilionidae.